Messenger RNA from Colletotrichum phormii, 1971 nucleotides. Its product is annotated as major facilitator superfamily transporter. Gene Ontology annotation, cellular component: membrane. NCBI's taxonomy places the organism in Eukaryota, Fungi, Ascomycota, Sordariomycetes, Glomerellales, Glomerellaceae. The record is from RefSeq and is a predicted model, not a curated record. Gene Ontology annotation, biological process: transmembrane transport. Gene Ontology annotation, molecular function: transmembrane transporter activity. The transcript has 2 exons. The coding region runs from base 484 to 1971 and encodes 495 amino acids.
GGACCGGUGGAGCACGAGUCAGCGCAACACCUCGGACUGCACCGAUAUCUCGACGUCAAUCAUCUCGGUGGGGACCGAGCACAAGCUCCACCUUCUCAUUGCGUGAUACCCCAGAAUGAUAACGUCAAUCGCAGUUCUGUUUCUGCAGUCUCCAUAUCGACAACGACAUGGUGUGUUAUCCGGCAGAGCUCUCAUUGAUAUCAAAAAGGCCCGGGACAUGGGAUGUGGAGUUGAGCAAUUGAAAUACCUGCGGUUCCGCCGCCGACUCGGGGGAGCAUGUUUGAUCCUUGGGCCUUGACUUCGAAACUUGGACUCUUUAAGUUUUUUUCUGUCCUUUGAGAAGAGACUUGGCUCUUGAAUGAGUCUGACCGAGUUGCUUCGUUGAUUGAGAGUUUGUACAAACAGCAUCCAAGCUCCGACUUACACAGUUCCGUACAUAUACCUACCUAAACAAGUGUUUCCAACGCGCUUCCAUCUUCCGUGAUGGAACCCAAAUCCGCCAUGGUCAACCACGACGCAACCGAACAGACGGACGUGAAAGACGUUCAAGAUGGAACUUCCCAGUACGACGAGACUUUGGCGCCGACGCCCGCGCAAAACAGGCGCAUCCUCUUGAAGACGGACCUCGUCGUCCUCCCCUGCGCAGUAAUCAGCAUGACCCUCGCGUUCCUCGACAAGGCAAGCUUCGCCGCAAUCUUCGGCCUCCGCCAAGACGCAAACCUCAAAGGGCAAGAAUACUCCUGGCUCGGCUCCGUCUUCUACUUCGGCUACCUAGCAAUGGAACUCCCUGCCCUCUAUCUCAUCACCAAGCUCCCCAUCGGCAAAUUCAUCGGCGCCUGCCUCGUCCUCUGGGGCGCCUGCAUCUGCCUCAUGUCCGCCUGCCACAACUUCGCCGGCCUCGUCGCCAUCCGCGUCCUCCUCGGCAUCUUCGAGGCCGCCUUGUUGCCCUGCAUGCUUGUCCUCAACGCGACGUGGUACCGCCGCGAAGAGCAGCCCUUGCGUACGGCGCUGUGGCAUAAUACGUUCGCCGGCGUGUUUGGCGGGAUCCUCUCGUAUGCGAUUGGGAAUAUCAAGGGGAGUUUGUCGACGUGGAAGUACAUCUUCAUCAUCUACGGGGCCGUCACGGUCCUCGUCGGGUUCGUGGUUCUCUUCGCUCUGCCUGAUUCCCCGCAGAAAGCAUGGUUCUUUGACGAGCAGGAAAAGAAACAAGUCGUCGCCCGCCUCGCCGAGAACCAAACGGGCGUCGACGUCAAGAAGAAAUUCGACGGGCGACAGAUCCUCGAGGCCGUCAAGGAUCCCAAAUGCUGGUGCGUCUGGGCCUGCGCCAUCGGCUACGCCGUCGCCAACGCGGGCAUCACGAACUUCAACCCGCUCAUCAUCUCGGGGUACGGCUUCAGCCAGACGAAAACCGUCCUCAUGGCCACGCCGCAGGCCGCGGUCGCCAUGGUCGCCGGCGUGGUCCUCACGACCAUCUCCAUGUUCGUACAGAACCUCCGCUGCCUGUUCUGGAUCUUUUCCGCCAUCGUGGGGUUAAUCGGCGCGGUGAUGGUGCACACCCUCGACAUCAACCAGAGCCGCAACGCCAGCCUGGCGUGCGUGUACAUUAUGGGCUUCUACAACGUCCCCUGGGUCUUCAUGCUGAGUCUCAACUCGUCCAACACGGCGGGCGCGACGAAGAAGAGCUUCAUGGGCGUCACGGUGGCCGUGUGCUACGCCAUUGGCAAUAUCGUCGGCCCGCAGCUGUUCUUGUCGAGCCAGGCGCCGCGGUACCCUCUCGGUAUCAGCGCCAUGAUAUUUGCUUUUGCGCUCAUGGCUGCGUCGGGGCUCGUGUAUUAUCUGCUCUGCGUGGCGGAGAAUAAGCGUCGCAAUUCCAAGUUUGGGGUGCCCGAGGAUAGGUUGCAGGCUGGGCUUGAGCAGGAGAGGGAGGAUAGGACGGAUGGGGAGAAUGAGGAUUUCCGGUAUACCUACUAG